GAUCUUUUCGACUAGUUGCACGCAGUUCAAUCUCAAAAUCUGAUCGAGAAAUUUGGUUGAAUCAGGAAACGGUAUUGGUUUAUUUGGAAUUUGGCCUCAAGUGAUAAACUUUCCGAAAGAUGUCGCUGGUUCCGAUGAUGUUCCGUGAUUGGUGGGAUGAUUUUGAUUCACCGUUGCGUUCCUCGCGUCUGCUGGAUCAACACUUCGGUACAGGGUUGCGUGCCGACGACUUGUUCUCGUCCCUGUCCACUCGCACUCCUGCCUCGCCAUUGCUGCGAUCCGGCUACUACCGUCCUUGGCGCAACACCGCCCUCACCCGACAGGACUCCGGUUCGACCCUGAAUCUGGACAAGGACAAAUACCAAAUCAUCCUGGACGUACAGCAGUUCACCCCGGAGGAAAUCACCGUCAAAACCACCGACAAAUACGUCGUCGUCGAGGGAAAGCACGAAGAAAAACAGGACGAGCAUGGUUUCGUUUCGCGCCAUUUCACCCGUCGCUAUAUGUUGCCAAGUGGACACGACCCCAACGACAUCGUAUCGACACUAUCGUCCGACGGUGUGCUGACAGUAACGGCACCGAAGAAAUCACUUCCAGCUCCAAACCCGGAACGAAGUGUGCCCAUUCAGCAGACGGGACAACCUGCCAAGGAACAGCCUCAACCGCAAGAAUCAGAAGUUAAAAUUGAACAAGCCAAGUAAGAUAAUGAUGAUGCUACAGCAACGGUGUUUGCCGGACGGGCAAAAUUAAAUUUAGCUACUUAUAAAUUUGGUAUUUUUAUUAUUUUUGAUAACGAGAGUAUUAGAAGCUUUUUUAUUUUUCUCUUGGUGCAUUUUAAUAAACUUAUUGAAUAUUUAUUUAUAAUUUAUAA
This is a messenger RNA of Aedes albopictus (Asian tiger mosquito), 871 nucleotides long. RefSeq names its product protein lethal(2)essential for life (gene l(2)efl). The record is from RefSeq and is a predicted model, not a curated record. Gene Ontology annotation, cellular component: nucleus; cytoplasm. Bases 120 to 701 code for a protein of 193 amino acids. Lineage: Eukaryota; Metazoa; Arthropoda; Insecta; Diptera; Culicidae. The transcript is spliced from 4 exons. Gene Ontology annotation, biological process: response to heat; protein refolding.